GAAGUCACAAUGAAGAACUUACUUGGUCGAAAUGAGGUUGGUGUUUCCAUGAGUUCAGCAGUAUACUCAUUUGAACGGCAGCCAAAAAGACUACUGUCUCUAUCUGCUUGCCAAAACCAUCUUCCGUCUGCAACUCUAAAACACUUGUCGAAAAUAAAGCAAAGAAAAUCUGUAAUUAGUAAGAUGAACAAACUUGGAGAAAGGAUGGACUGUCUUGCACAAGGCAUCCGUGAGCAUGUGAGCCUUAGCCCGAAGCUAACGGACACUGUGAAGGGAAAAUUGAGCCUUGGAGCAAAAAUUCUUCAUGUAGGAGGGUUGGAGAAAAUAUUCAAGCAGAAGUUUAGUGUUAAAGAUGACGAAGAGUUAUUGAAUGUUUCUCAAUGCUAUUUAUCAACUACAUCUGGGGCAAUAGCAGGCCUUCUCUUCAUCUCUACCGAUAAGAUUGCUUUCUGCAGUGAGAGAUCAAUAAAGUUCUUAUCUCCAACUGGAAAGUUGCUUAGAAUCUACUAUAAGGUAUCGAUCCCAAUAAGUAAGACAAUGAAAGCAAAAGAGAGUGAAAAUAGGGAAAAGCCAUCACAGAAGUAUAUACAAGUAAUUACAGAGGAUGAUUUUGAGUUCUGGUUUAUGGGAUUCCUUAAUCAUCAAAAGACUCUGAGGUAUCUGCACCACGCAAUUUCAAGUACUUCAAGCAGCUAAGAAGAUAAAACAUUUUUUUCAUUUUUUUUUCCUAAUACGCCCAUUCAUCAAUGAAUGUACAGAUCUCUUCAAACAUGUAACUAGCUCCAUUCCUCAAUUGAGGCUUUUGAGUUUUUUAGGCUUUGAGCCGUAGCUGUCAACACAAAUGUAUAAAUUUAUUGUAAAAUUAAUGCAGUCAGAUUCAUCUUUUGGGA
Molecule: messenger RNA, 890 nt
Organism: Solanum tuberosum (potato)
Lineage: Eukaryota; Viridiplantae; Streptophyta; Magnoliopsida; Solanales; Solanaceae
Product: GEM-like protein 7
Exons: 4
Coding region: 10-696 (228 amino acids)
Source: RefSeq, a predicted model, not a curated record